Molecule: messenger RNA, 779 nt
Organism: Effrenium voratum
Lineage: Eukaryota; Dinophyceae; Suessiales; Symbiodiniaceae
Source: the annotation of a GenBank genome assembly
CAAGUUGAUGCAUUGCGGCUCUCAGACUUCCCCGCGGGCGUGCCGCGCGCGUUCUGGCCAUGACGGCGGUGCCGAUCAACCAGCUGGCCCGGAACAAGGGGGUGAAGUACUCUUGUGAGAUCACCGGCAGCCCAGCGACGCUGGUCUGCUCAGAGUGCCCCGUCUACUUUGCCACGUAUGAGCACUUCGAUGUUUGGUGGAAAGGCAUCGGCAAUCUCAUAGCCCAGGACAUUGUGGUACUGCGGGCACCACCAAAGAUGAUCGGCUCAGAGGAGGAGAGAAAAAGACGAGCAGAGGAGCUCAUUGUCAUCCGAAAGGAGCUGCUUGACCUAUGCACGGCGACGGCACAGAAAUUCCUCGUACAGGGGAAGUACGACCUCGCAGUGCCUGGCGCCCUGCAGAGUCUGAAGUUCGCCAUCGACGUCUUCGGCUCCGAAGCCUCGGAGCUGGUGCCUUCCUACCUGCUGCUGGCCGAGGCGAACCUGGGCCUGCGGCGCCUGAAAAUUGCGGAGGAGUUCCUGUCAUUGGCGAACUGGAACAUUCUGAAGCACCAGGCGAGCUCUUCCAUGAUGUCCAGCUUGCAGCGGAACUUUGGGCGGCUUUAUGCGGCGCAGCAGAGGUACAAUGAGGCGGGAUUUUGUUUUCAGUUUUUUUUCUUCCCGGGACGGCCCCCAAACCACAAGUUGCAGUUGUCCAGAAUCGAAAUGAGUGUUCUUUUGUGGGGUUGGUACCCUUGUGUUUGUUUGUUUCAAAGGGGAAACCCACGGAAAACAAAUUAA